This is a messenger RNA of Malassezia pachydermatis, 747 nucleotides long. RefSeq names its product snare protein of golgi compartment. Gene Ontology annotation, biological process: vesicle fusion; endoplasmic reticulum to Golgi vesicle-mediated transport. The record is from RefSeq and is a predicted model, not a curated record. Gene Ontology annotation, cellular component: Golgi membrane; Golgi medial cisterna; SNARE complex. Lineage: Eukaryota; Fungi; Basidiomycota; Malasseziomycetes; Malasseziales; Malasseziaceae. The transcript has a single exon. The coding region runs from base 1 to 747 and encodes 248 amino acids. Gene Ontology annotation, molecular function: SNAP receptor activity.
AUGUCAUGGGAGCCGCAAUUGCGGCGCGUCCGGCAGACACAAUCGAAGCUGGACGCCAGGCUCACAGCUUAUUCGCAGUAUGCUUCCGAGGUAGCGCAUGAGACACAGAGGGAUAAUGGAUCUGCGCCGUCACAUUCCGUUGCUCUGGAUAUGACAGGCUCAGGUCGCUUGCAGACUACGCCAACAUCAUCCAGCGAUGCCACUUCCAUGGAAACAGAACUGCAGGGCUUGCUGGCCCAGUAUGCCGACGAUAUUGAAGGACUCGCUGCCUCUGUACAAGAUGAUCCACUACUUCCGCCAUCUCAUACCCAAAUGCAUAUGAUUCAGCGGCAUCGUGAACUCCUAGUCGAGUUUGAACGUGACUUCUUCCGAUGCAAAACACAACUCCGGCAUACGCUGGACCGACAGCAACUGCUAGGGCAUGUGAAAGACGAUAUUAACAAUUACCGCGAACAAAAUGCUUCUGAAAUCCAAGGAUAUCUACAAGAACGCACACACUUGGACCGAUCUCAUCAAAUGAUUGAUGAGACGCUCGACCAGGCCUUUGCAACGCAAGCGGAAUUCCGUGCGCAACGCGACAUACUGUCGGGCUCCCUAGGUCGUAUGCAGCAAGUCAUUGCGCAGGUACCAUCGCUAAACAGCAUCAUUCAUCUGAUAUCAAGACGCCGUCGUCGUGACACGGUGAUAUUAGGCAUUGUCAUCGGUGUUUGUAUUGUGCUUCUACUUUUGAUGGGCGUGCGUCGAUAA